AUGACGACAAUUCAGAAAAAAAUCAUAGUUGUUGGUGAUAGUUCAGUAGGCAAAACAUCAGUAAUCCAUAGGUAUGUCAAAGGUGAAUUCGACAGUACAAUUAUCGCUACAAUUGGAAUUGAUUAUCGUGCAAAAGACAUCGAAAUAAAUGGCCAGAAAAUCAAACUCCAGAUAUGGGAUACCAUUGGACAAGAAAAAUAUCGCUCUCUCGCUCCUCAAUAUUUUAGAAGAGCAGAUGGCGUUAUUUUAUUUUAUGAUACAACAGUCAAGACAUCAUUUACUCAUUUGCAAAACUGGUUAGACUCGAUAAUAAACAACGCUCAGUCUUCGAUUCCAGUCAUAUUAGUUGGAAAUAAAGUAGAUCUUCCUGAAGUUGUACCAAAAGAGCAUGCAAUAGACUUUGCUCGUGAUAAAAAGUUGGAACUUUUCUUUUGCUCAGCUAAAUCAGGCGAUAAUAUUGAUCAAAUCUUUAACAGAAUUGCAGAACUUACACUUCAACAUACUGUUGAGCAAGAUCAGCCUCAAAACGUUGUUACAGUCAAAGAAACUACACCAGAAGAUAAGAAGAAUGGCUGCCAUUGCUGA
This is a messenger RNA of Trichomonas vaginalis G3, 585 nucleotides long. Its product is annotated as GTPase protein. Gene Ontology annotation, molecular function: GTP binding; GTPase activity. NCBI's taxonomy places the organism in Eukaryota, Parabasalia, Trichomonadida, Trichomonadidae. The record is from RefSeq and is a predicted model, not a curated record. The transcript has a single exon. Bases 1 to 585 code for a protein of 194 amino acids.